This is a messenger RNA of Peronospora farinosa, 2406 nucleotides long. The record is from the annotation of a GenBank genome assembly. Lineage: Eukaryota; Oomycota; Peronosporomycetes; Peronosporales; Peronosporaceae.
AUGGUCAAUACGAGCAAGACAAGGACUGAUCGUAAGCGUAAGGCUGGUCAUGUGAAUUUCCAAGCGGGUGAAAUUGCCUUUAUUGAAGAUGAAAUGGAAGCUUUGGCAGCGGAAUAUGGACUGGAAGUAGAUGGAGAUGUGGCUACUCAUGUGCAGCAGCGUAAACAGAAGAAGAAGAUACGGCGACAUCGGGUUCGAAGCAGUUCAAAGAGCAUUUCUACAGUUAGCGAGCACAAGACAUCCCGCAACUUGAAGUCAAGCGCAACUUUUGUAAAGUUGCUGGACGUGAGACCUAAUGAAAACGCGCAUGACGACCAUGAAGACGAGCAUAAAAUCGUACUUAGACGGUUAAUAGCUGUACUACCUGAUACUUGUGCUUUACGAGCGUGUGGUGUCCCUGGGUGCUCCUGUGUCAAUGGAUCAAGAUCAUUGGGAUUACGACAGCACGACAAUGAGUUGGACAAAAUCCAUACAAUUGACGUGAUUGAAAAUGCUCAAUGUCUCAAAUGUCAACACGGAGUGCUGCAACAUUCUGUAGUGUUGCGAGAAGAUGUGGAUCCUAUUGCUGCAGUACCGAGUGGAGGUCAAAGAUUAUUACAAAUGCUAUUCCAGCUCAUCCGUCUUGGAAGAAUUGGUGCAAGUAUUUUUAAAAGUCGUGUGUGGAUUCAAUCGGCCGUAGAACGACUGGAUAUUGUGCUGGUGCAUCUCAAACGACUUUAUGCUACUGGAGGUACGCAGAAUGGACAAACGUCUGCGAGUGAAUUACGUCAGGAAAGACAAUUGUUGUCUGAGUUACAAAUACAGCUACGUAAAGCAGAACAAGCUCUGAGAACAGCAUCGCGAGAUGGUCUGCCCAUUUUAUUGGCAUGUAUAUGUGAUCGGAUGUACUUCCAGACAUACUACAGUGCUCUUGUAUUGUAUGGACGUGCGUGUGGUGCUGUUCCUGCACCAGAAGUGUAUUUGAAGGACCUGGAUCAAUUUACACCUGACAGUACGUUGCAGUUGGAGAAAUUCCUGAACCGCGAGAUGCUUGGCUCGGAUGUGCCGUCUCGACUGAUUCAAUCGCUAGCCCUUCCCGUUGCGUCAUCAAGUUUACCGGACGAGCUUGCACGUGAGCGUCUUCGUGCAGCACAGCACGAAACUGACAACCCACUGCUUGCCAUUUAUCACUCACGACUGCGUGAUGGUGUACGACUCUUUUACGAAGAAGGCGUUGGUAUGGAUGGUGAGAUGGAUGCUGCUGUCGUGGCACCGAAGGGUAGUGAUCUGGCUACCAGCAAGAAAGUCAAGGGCAACAAGAAGCCACAGAAAAAACACUAUCGUCGUGAGAGAAAUAGUGGUUCUCGCACAGGAGGUGAUGCAAAGGAAGCAUUGUCGUCAGCGCUGGUGGAGAUGCCUAGCUACCCUCUUCUAUCAGAAUGGCGUAACAAUUGCCGCGAUUGGUGCUGUCACUUGUACGCGUACGCAACUCCUACGAAGGAGGCGCUGGAUGUGAUGGCAAAGUACACGCCAAUCGUCGAAGUGGGCGCUGGUACUGGCUACUGGAGCUCUCUCCUGCUACGCGCUGAUGUCGAUGUUGUUGCUUACGACAAGGCGCCACCAAACGCUGAGGGUGCGGAGGGUAACGCUUACCACGGCCGUGUUCCGCCGUUUUGCUCCGUUGCUUGUGGUGGUCCUGAAGUACUCAGCCAGAAGAACAUGGCAAAGCAUACUUUGUUUCUGUGCUACCCGCCACCAGGUGAUGCGAUGGCUGUUCGAAGCGUCCAGUUGUUUCAGGGUGACGUGAUUUUGCACGUCGGCGAGUGGCAGGGUGAUACAGGUGACAGUCGUUUUGAAAGCGAACUCCAGCGCCGCUUUGAGUUAGAGAAGGAGAUCACGCUACCCAAUUGGGGCAACUCAGCGUACGGACUGACGGUAUGGCGUCGCAAAUCAAAGGACAUCGAGCCCAUAGCCUGGCGCGCAAUGAGCUGUUUCCAUUGUGACAAGACACUUAAAGACGCCGCCGCUGCGGGGGAGCCACUGCGACGAUGCGUUGUCUGUAAGACGAAUGUGUAUUGCUCGUCCACUUGUGCGCAGCAAGAUGCAGUGGGCCAUGCUGCUGAGCACGCAUCACGUUUAGUGUUUCUGAAAGACCCCACGUCUAGCACGGCGUAUGACCGCAUGUUUGAGAGCAGCGCGUUUUACCGCGAGCUGCGUGAGCCCAACCUUGAUAAUACUGUGAUGGCUGUCAAGAGCAAUUGGAAUGCGCUGGUAAAGUCCGAGACUGCUGUUCAGGGCAACGAAAAGAAUACGACCGAGGAAAGCGCUGAUGAAGAUAGUGAGGAAGAAGAGGAAGACUCGCAUGACAAGACUCAAGCUGCCAAGAUCACGACGAAGUCUGCGUUCGCCUUCAAUUUCGGCGCUUAG